AUGUAAAAAAUUUCUAAUUCUUUUUUUAGAUUAAGUAAAGUAUAUUUCAGAUUUAGUGGUUGUGGUAAUUGUCAUUGUUGCUAGAAUAAGGAUUGUAAAAAUAAUAAAAACACUAAAUAGAUUCCAAUCACUAAAAAAUAUUCUCAUUUAAUCAAUUACAAAGAGACUGAUUAAGUAACAGAAAUCUUAACAGAAGUCACUUAAAAUACUGAUAAUAAAGAAUUUGAAAAAAAUAAUCAACCUUUUUAAGUAUUUAAUAAGAAAAAUAUUAACAAAAGAGUAUGA
Paramecium primaurelia is the source of this 285-nucleotide messenger RNA. Lineage: Eukaryota; Ciliophora; Oligohymenophorea; Peniculida; Parameciidae. The record is from the annotation of a GenBank genome assembly.